AAGUAAAGUCAGUGUGUGUGUUUAUUUUCUUUGCUUUGCUUUUCUUGCUGGUUUCAUAGGUGUUAAUGGUGUUGGUGGUGAUUGGUGACUGCCAGCCAAUACUUUUUAUAUAAACUUCGUACUAUCCCAACUCCAAAACUAUAUUUUUAUUUUAUUUAUUCUCUCAGAACUCUCUCACAUUAUAAAAGACUCAUCUCACAAACCCUCACUCUUCUUCUUCUGCUCUGUUUUGCUCUGCACCACAAAAGUUGGAAGUAGAAGAAAGCAAAAGCAGAGAUAGAAAUGAAGAAGGGAAGCUUAAUCCCUGACCUCAAGCUUUCUCUCCCUCCUCCUGAUGAGAUUUCCUUCUCCAAGUUCCUGACUCAAAGCGGAACGUUUAUGGUUGACGAUCUACUGGUGAAUAGAGAUGGGGUUCGAAUUGUUACUCAAAGCGAAGUUGAAGCUCCACCCCCUAUCAAGCCAUCAGACGACCAGUUGAGUUUAGAAGAUCUAGACACAAUUAAAGUCAUCGGAAAAGGAAAUGGAGGAAUUGUGCAAUUGGUGCAACACAAAUGGACUGGCCAGUUUUUUGCAUUGAAGGUAAUUCAAAUGAAUAUUGAGGAGUCUUAUCGCAAGCUAAUUGCUCAGGAGUUGAAAAUAAAUCAGUCAGCACAAUGUCCGUAUGUUGUUGUCUGUUACCAGUCUUUCUAUAAUAAUGGUGUCAUUUCAAUCAUAUUAGAGUACAUGGAUGGUGGAUCUCUAUUAGAUUUCUUGAAAAAGGUCAGAACAAUUCCAGAGCCAUAUCUUGCUGCCAUCUGUAAGCAGGUGCUGAAGGGUUUGCUGUAUCUUCAUCAUGAAAAACACAUUAUCCACAGGGAUUUAAAACCUUCUAAUUUGUUGAUAAAUCAUAGAGGGGAGGUCAAGAUUACUGACUUUGGUGUGAGUGCAAUAAUGGACAGCACUUCUGGCCAGGCUAAUACUUUUCUUGGCACAUACAACUAUAUGUCUCCAGAGAGAAUUGUUGGAGGCAAAUAUAACACCAAAAGUGACAUUUGGAGCUUGGGAUUAGUAUUGCUUGAGUGCGCAACAGGCCAGUUUCCAUAUUCACCAUCAGAGCAGAGUGAAGGAUGGGCUAACUUCUAUGAGCUCAUGGAAGCUAUUGUCGAGAAACCGCCACCUUCUGCACCUUCUGAUCACUUUUCUCAAGAAUUCAGCUCAUUUAUUUCUGCAUGUGUACAGAAAGAACCAAAAGAUAGACCGUCAGCACAUGAACUUAUGACCCACCCUUUCAUUGCCCUGUAUGAAGACUUGGACAUCGAUCUCUCAUCUUACUUCACCAGUGCGGGAUCUCCACUUGCAACCCUAUAAAACUUGUAUGCUUGCCAGAAGUUUUGAAGACAUGGUGAAUGAUUUUUAGUAUUCAGUGCAACUGAAAUAAAGUGGUUUCUUGAGCUUAUGCCGGCAAGCACUAAGGUAGAUCUUUAAAGAUUGGCGGUCAGGGUGUCUCAUCCAGAAGAGUCGGAAUCUGAAGAGAAAAUGUAUCAUAAGGUUGGGUUUUAUGUUGUCAAGGAAAGGCGGCGUAUGUGCAAUGAUACAAGGAAUAGGACUUAUUGUUAAACCUAUAGAAAUAAUAAUUGUAUGAAAUUAUCCUUGAGGAACCUGCCAAGAUUUGUUUAGUUGCCUGCCUAGAGUUGCAAAUGCAUCAGACUUAGUGUUUGAAUAUUGCAAUUUUAA
Messenger RNA from Quercus robur (English oak), 1713 nucleotides. RefSeq names its product mitogen-activated protein kinase kinase 2. Lineage: Eukaryota; Viridiplantae; Streptophyta; Magnoliopsida; Fagales; Fagaceae. The transcript is spliced from 9 exons. Gene Ontology annotation, molecular function: ATP binding; protein serine/threonine kinase activity. Gene Ontology annotation, cellular component: cytoplasm. The record is from RefSeq and is a predicted model, not a curated record. Gene Ontology annotation, biological process: protein phosphorylation. Bases 283 to 1347 code for a protein of 354 amino acids.